UGAACACAACUGGGGGCCACGGUAGGCCUUGUUUUGUGGCUGGCUGGUGCGUAUUGCGCAUGUGCGGUUUUCUAUUAGCCGGGGCGUAGGGGUCAGCUUGCUUGUAGGGGAAUCCGUCUGUAUAAAUUCCUAGUCAUUCUCGCCGUCGCCAUGGCCUGCGCCGCCGCUGACGUGUCCCACAUCGUCAGAUCUGACGACUACGAGGUCCCCAUCGUCAAGUCAGGCUACGAGCUCAGCCCCGAGGGUGCCUUCCAGUACUUCUACGAAGCAGGCAACGGCAUCGUCGCCCAGGCUGACGGUGUUAUGAAGAGAGUGAGCUCUGCUGACGAGCCCGCUCUUGAAGUCAGGGGAUCCUUCAGAUACAUCUCCCCCGAUGGCACUCCUGUGGAGACCACAUACGUCGCCGGCGAGCAAGGAUACGUAGCCAGUGGUAGCCACCUCCCAGUCCCUCCACCAAUCCCAGAGCUGAUUCUUCGUGGUCUUGCCUACACCGCAGCACACCAACCCGCUACAGUUGAAAAGGUCUACAAGCCCUAAGUACCUAGUGACGUUCGUAGUAAAAUUAUGUAGACAAAUUAAUAUACUGGCACUUGGACUCGAUAAUUGGAUUUCGGACGUUGUUUUGUUUUUAUGUUAAGCGGCCUAACAAAUGUAAGUUAAUGAGUUGUAAUAAAGUCUGACAU
Maniola jurtina (meadow brown) is the source of this 683-nucleotide messenger RNA. Its product is annotated as larval cuticle protein LCP-17-like. Bases 151 to 537 code for a protein of 128 amino acids. The record is from RefSeq and is a predicted model, not a curated record. The transcript has 4 exons. Lineage: Eukaryota; Metazoa; Arthropoda; Insecta; Lepidoptera; Nymphalidae. Gene Ontology annotation, molecular function: structural constituent of chitin-based larval cuticle. Gene Ontology annotation, cellular component: chitin-based extracellular matrix.